AUGCGGGAGAUUUCUCUCCUCACAACACAACAAUCAACUAUCGUUUGCUUCAUCAAGCACUACCUCAACCGCAACGUUUGCGCCGACUUAUGGGCCAUUCAUCGUGACCGGGAACCGCAACAAGCUCUCCUUCAGCAAGCCACGAGUCUUGGACAUUCCGUCAGCCGCCGGCGGCCGACUGACCUGACGCCAGAACAGGCUGCAGAGCUCAAGAAGCACCCAAGGUACCAGCGCUUGGACAAAGAGUGGAAAGCGACGCCUCCGAAAUCAGAACGGAGAAAAGAGCUCGGCAAAAAACGCAAGGCCCUUUGGACAAGGAUGCGAAAGUCGAAGCUUUCCAAGAUACGAGAGGAGUGGAGCAAGACACAAGGAGUCGAAGAUGUCGAGCGGCAGAUCGCUGGGGAGGAUAUUACCAAGGCCUCCGAGCACACGGCUCCUGUGCGGUCUAUGGGAACAGUCCAGCAAAGGAUGUUUAACGCGAUCACAUCUCCUCUAAUCAAUGAUAUCGAGGCGCAGCUCCAGCGAAGAACCGAAGCCAUCAAGGCGCUCGUUGCGUAUUGCGACGAGGAAGAUCCCUUUGUGCCGAUGCUCGUCCGAGUCGCGAAGCCUGCUUUGAAGUCGACCUCGAAGAAGGCUCCUGAGGCUCGGAUGCAAGAGAUCAAAGAAGCGACGCUUGUCGCAUUUGGCAAGGUGCUAAAGUGCUUUCUCUGUGUUGCCAAGGCGGAGAGUCUUGGGCAGUCUCAUCCCAGAUUCGACGAUCUCUGUCGCCAGUUUUCUCGCUCGGAUCAUCUGCGCAAGCAUUUCAUCGACAUCCACUUGGAUCGCCACAGCGAGGAUGACAGUUUCGUUUGCCCGAUCUGCAAGGUGACCCUGAUUCACAAGAAACAUCUCCAGAAUCACACUGAAAAAGUACACGGCAUCAACACCAGCUGCAUCAAAAGGGAGCGUUAG
Diaporthe citri is the source of this 951-nucleotide messenger RNA. RefSeq lists its product as uncharacterized. Bases 1 to 951 code for a protein of 316 amino acids. The transcript has 2 exons. NCBI's taxonomy places the organism in Eukaryota, Fungi, Ascomycota, Sordariomycetes, Diaporthales, Diaporthaceae. The record is from RefSeq and is a predicted model, not a curated record.